AUGAGUGACGAGGAGUAUAUUGUACGUCGUGAAGUCGAAUAUGGAGAGGAGGAAGAGCAGUCACAACUACCUAAUCCUUCUGAAGAUAGUGUUUUUGAUAAUGAGUUCAGAAUAUUGAUACUUGCAAAUACCACAAUCAACAAAGACCAAAACGGGAAUAAUAGGGUCAAUGUUGAGGAAUCAGACAUGGAAGAGAUUUUAAUACGCCAAGUCAGAACCUUGGAUGACGUGAACGAAUUUUUUGAUGCCUUUGAUUCAGAGAUUGCCCAGCCAAAUGAGGGACACUUGAAAUAUGAGGUUGGAAGUGAUGGACUAUGCGUUGUUCUAGUCGAUUCGGUGAAAAUCAAGGAUGAUGCUGUUACCUUUAUUAAUAGAUUUAUCAAAAGAUACCAAGGCAGUGAUGAUGGAAAUAAUAUAAACCAUAAAGAAGAAGAAGAAGAAGAAGAAGAAGAAGAAAGUAGAGAUUCUAAAAGAAGAAAAUAA
Molecule: messenger RNA, 483 nt
Organism: Pichia kudriavzevii
Lineage: Eukaryota; Fungi; Ascomycota; Pichiomycetes; Pichiales; Pichiaceae
Exons: 1
Coding region: 1-483 (160 amino acids)
Source: RefSeq, a predicted model, not a curated record